Molecule: messenger RNA, 3432 nt
Organism: Rhizoctonia solani
Lineage: Eukaryota; Fungi; Basidiomycota; Agaricomycetes; Cantharellales; Ceratobasidiaceae
Product: CHAT domain protein
Exons: 2
Coding region: 1-3432 (1143 amino acids)
Molecular function (GO): protein binding
Source: RefSeq, a predicted model, not a curated record
AUGCAGCAUUCAUUGGAUAAUAUUGCGAGUGGCAUCCAACGCAUAUCCACUCAACUGUCUCGAAUGGAUGACGAUCAUCCCCGGAUGCCAUUCUUUCUGUCAGCUCUCGCGGCUGCCCACGAUAUGCGAUAUAAUCUCAUCGGAGAAAGGGAUGACAUAAAUAAAGCAAUCGAAUGGGGGUUUACCUCGCUUUUGCUGACCCCGGAUGACAGCCCGAGCCUCCCCGAUCUGCUAGUUAAUCUUGGGAGGUGUCACGCCAAGCGGUUCGAGCAAUUUGCUGGUAGCCUAGAGGAUAUCGCACAAUCAAUCGAGUACACACUUGCUGCCGUCUCUCUGACUUCCGAAGUAAACCCAAAGCUACCAGCAUUACUUGCCGAUCUAGGAGAAUGCUACAAGAAGCGUUUUCGCCGCACAGGAGACCCGAAAGACCUCAACAAGUCGAUUGAACAUGAGUCUCGAGGACUUGCACUUGCUCCUGAAGGGUAUCCAUAUUUACUACUCCAGCUGGUUAAACUUGGGGAGUCCUACACAGAUCGGUAUGAUCAUACAGGUGAGAUGGAUGACCUUAAAAAGGCAAUACAGUAUGGCUCCCGCGCUCUCUCUAUGACUCCACCUGGUCAUCCGGACUUGUCACGCCAGUUGGAUCAUUUGGGUCUGUCCCACAGAAAGCAAUUUGAGCGGCUAGGCGAACCAAAUGACCUGGAGAAGGCCAUUGAAUAUGGAUCCCGAGCACUGAGAUUGACUCCAGAUGGCGACCGUACCUUGUCCAGACGUCUCGCCAAUUUAGGGGUAUCUUAUAGCGUCCGGUACCGACGUUUUGGUGAAUUAAUCGACCUCGAAAAAGCAAUAGAGCAUGAAUCUCGCGCGCUUGCUCUGAACCCAAGUUCGCCCGGACGGCUUACAAACCUCGGGGCGUUUUAUUACUAUCGCUUCCAGCGUCUAGGCAAUGUGGAUGAUCUUGAGAAGUCCAUCGAAUACGGGUCUCGCGCACUUGAACUGACCCUCAAUGACCACCCAGAGUUGCCAAGUCGACUUGCAAAUUUAGGGCUAUCUUACAACCAUCGGCACCAGCGUCUAGGUAAUCUGAAUGACCUAGAAAAAGCAAUCGAGUACGGAACUCGCGCGGUCGCGCUAACACCCGAUAGUCUUCCGCAUUUAACCACCCACCUUACCAGCCUAGGGAUAUCCCAUUCGUCUCGUUAUAACUAUCUAGGUGAAAUGAAAGAUUUGGAAAAAUCAAUAGAAUACGAAUCUCGGGCGCUUGCUUUGACCCCCGAUGAUCAUCCGGAGUUAGCGAAUCAACUUUCUAAUCUAGCACAGUCUUACAGCGCACGAUUUAAACGCCUCAAGAAGCUGGAGGAUCAUAAAAAGGCUUUUGAGUACGGGUCUCGUGCACUGGCAUUGACUCUUCAGGACGACCCGUCCUUGGCCAGCCGACUGAGCAACAUAGGGUUGCUUUACAGGGACCAAUUCCAGCUUCUAGGUCAACAAGAGGACAUUGACAAGUCAAUCGCAUACCAAGUUCGUGCACUAGCUUUAACUCCUGAGGGUCAGCAAGACUUGCCAAGCCGACUGGCUAGUCUUGGUCUAUCUCACGUUCUUCGAUUUCUGUCCUUGCGCGAACGGGAUGAUAUCGAAAAAUCGAUUCAGUAUGCUUCCCGUGCGGUCGCUUUGAACCCGGAUGGCGACCCGAAAUUAUCUAUACAGUCUUUCGGCUUAGCAGGCUCUUACGUUCUUCGGUAUCAUAGCACCGGUGAUGCAUCUCAUUUGGAAGAGGCUUUGAAAUAUUAUCGCCUGGCCAUCCAUUCGCCUGGGGGAACCCCGCGCGAAAAGUUUACAUAUGCCUUCAUGUGGGCGAAGCUUUCUUCCGAAUACAAUUCAUUUGAUCCUAUCGAAGCAUACCAGACCACCAUGGACCUCCUUCCCCAAUUCAUCUGGCUAGGCGCCACCAAUAAUCAAAGGUAUAGCGAUCUGUCAAGCGCAGCAGCACUGGCUGUGCAUGCAGCCUCAGCGGCCAUCGCUUCUUCUAAACAUGCACUAGCUCUCGAAUGGCUGGAGCACGCAAGAUGCGUAGUCUGGAAUCAGAGCCUCAUGUUGCGUUCACCUCUCGAAGAACUUCAUUCUGCACAUCCAGACCUAGCUAGCCGUCUCCGAAAAGUGUCUUACCAACUGCAUAGUGCUGCCUCUGAGUCGCAAGAGUUUCGAGCCUUAUCCACCGGAACGAUGACUCAGGAACAAAUCGCACAAGAGCAUCGACGUCUGGCCAGCGAAUACAACGACCUAGUAGCCCAAGCGCGCAUGCUACCAGGAUUUGGGGAUCUUCUAAGACCUGUGAAGUCCAAAAACCUUAUUCGAGCCGCUCGUAAUGGGCCCGUUGCCGUGAUAAACUGCGAUGAUGACCGUUGUGAUGCUCUAAUGAUCCUUCCUGAACAUGAAACUAUUCAUCAUAUUGCUCUACCUAACUUCAACGCAAACAAAGCUCGGCAUGCUCGUUCCGAACUCGUAGAAUCGCUUAGGGAUAAAGGGAUUAGAGAACGUGGAUUUAGACGUCUCGAAGAGCCAGGAAAGCGAGCCAAUUUCGGGAACGUACUGGCUAUCCUGUGGAAUGAUGUUGUCAAACCUAUCUUAGACUGGCUCGGAUAUACAUGUAACCACGCCGGUGAAAUGCCCCAUAUAACAUGGUGCCCUACCGGCGCACUCUCGUUUCUCCCAUUGCACGCUGCCGGAGACUAUAAUCAGCCACAAUCGAAGACCUUUGACUAUGUCAUAUCCUCCUAUGCACCUACUCUUACCUCCCUCCUCUCACUCACCUCCAGCUCUUUGGGUCCCGGUUCUCGAGUUCUUGGGGUCGGCCUACAGUUUACCCCCGGCCAUAAUCCAUUGCUGGGAACCGCUGGAGAGCUGUCAUCAGUUCGAACUCAUAUAGAGAGCAUGGCUAAUUAUACACAGCUUGUCGAUAGCCAGGCAACUACUAUGGCUGUGCUUGACGCGAUGGAUAAACACGACUGGAUUCAUAUUGCUUGCCACGCUCAUCAGAAUAUUGUAGAUCCGACCAAAAGUGGAUUCUAUAUGCAUGAUGGCACCCUUGACCUAGCCUCCAUCAACCGGCGGUUAUUCAAGAAUAAGGGUUUAGCUUUCCUUUCCGCUUGCCAGACUGCGACAGGAGAUGAAAGGCUACCUGACGAAGCCAUCCAUUUGGCAUCGGGAAUGUUGAUGGCAGGGUACUCAAGUGUGAUAGCAACAAUGUGGUCUGUAUUUGAUGAUGAUGCGCCACUAGUAGCGGACAGGGUAUAUGCGCAACUGAUGAAAACCGGAAAAGUUGGGAAUGGAGAAGCAGGGAGGUCUUUGCAUAACGCAGUUGCAGAAUUACGGAACAAAGUUGGGGAGAAAAAGUUCGAACGAUGGGUGCCAUAUAUCCAUGUUGGAUCUUGA